AUUGCUAUAUAAAUUCUAAUGAUGUAUACAUUAUUAUCAUUAUCCGCUUAGUGGCAUGUUGGCGUUUUUUACGUCACGCGUAUCCGUGACGUAUCCGUGUAAAGAUGGCGGAAGUAGAGGAGUCAAGCAAGCCUUUGUUUGCGGGUUUGUCUGACAUCUCGAUCUCAGAGGACAUUCCUGUGGAAGGAGAUAUAUCUGUGCCAGUGGGCUCUCAGAAUGCUGACAAUGAUUUCUCCACCCUGGAUGAGCCUGUCAAAGACACUAUUCUGAGGGAUCUGAGAGCUGUUGGACAGAAGUUUGUCCAUGUGAUGUACCCCAAGAAAAGUUCUGCACUACUCAGAGACUGGGAUUUAUGGGGACCUCUCCUCCUCUGUGUCACUUUGGCCUUAAUGCUGCAGGGUGGGUCUGUUGACAGUGAGGAGGAUGGCAGGCCGCAGUUUGCAGAAGUCUUUGUCAUCAUCUGGUUCGGUUCUGUAAUCAUCACCCUCAACUCCAAACUUCUGGGAGGAACUAUAUCAUUUUUCCAGAGUCUUUGUGUGUUGGGGUACUGUAUUCUCCCUCUGACUGUGGCCAUGAUAGUGUGUCGUAUAGUUCUUCUGGGAAGUUCAGGCCUCGUCAGUUUCAUAGUCCGUCUCAUAGUUGUCACCGCCUCCUUCAGCUGGUCAACAUUUGCCUCCACAGCAUUUCUUGCAGACAGCCAACCACCCAACAGGAAAGCCCUGGUUGUGUAUCCAGUGUUCCUCUUCUACUUUGUGAUAGGCUGGAUGAUUUUAACAUUUUCACCUUCUCAUUAGCAUAUGUACGCCCUACGGCAAUUGGAAAAUGAACUCCUCCCCCUUUGCUAAGCUGACUGUCUGGGAGCCGGCCAGUGAUUGGCCCAGCCUAAUAAAGGCUGAACACUUUGAUGGACACUCAUAAAGGGACAUCCAGAGGACAGCAAGUGGAUUAUUGCAUCGAUAUCACUCCUCCCCGUCCCUAAUACAGUUGGAUAAGUGGAGAGAAAAGGAAUGAAGGACAUUAAUUCUUCAGCUCUAAUCAUUUAACAGCCUACAUGUCUUCGUUAUAUGAAUGUUUUGUUGUGUGAGGAACAUUAAUGCACCCCUGAGUAGUUCCAGAUGUACUCACACCCCUAACAUGGAGUAUGUAUGAUGUUCUGUGCGUCUUGGGUGGGUUUUUAUGACUGUGUGAGGGUGCAUGUAAUUGUUAUUGUGUCUUCUUUGUUAGGAGAAUAUCAUCCGCUAUCAUUCGCCUCCUACCCUAACAUUGUGAAACGCGUUUCUUUUCUUUGGGUUUUUCUUUUUAGUUGUGAAGCUGUUUGGGCUACAAUACAUUUAUUUUUCAUUGGUGGAAGUUAGAACAUUCCAGAAGGAAAUAAACAUGGACUUAAAUAAGUGCUGCAUAUAUUGUGUGAGCUUUCUCAUUUUUGCACAAAGAAGAUAAAAAAUAAAUUGGAAGUGUUCUUUC
Molecule: messenger RNA, 1464 nt
Organism: Puntigrus tetrazona (Sumatra barb)
Lineage: Eukaryota; Metazoa; Chordata; Actinopteri; Cypriniformes; Cyprinidae
Gene: yipf6
Product: Yip1 domain family, member 6
Exons: 7
Coding region: 105-794 (229 amino acids)
Biological process (GO): endoplasmic reticulum to Golgi vesicle-mediated transport
Cellular component (GO): trans-Golgi network; membrane
Source: RefSeq, a predicted model, not a curated record